Zootoca vivipara (common lizard) is the source of this 3125-nucleotide messenger RNA. RefSeq names its product homeobox C12 (gene HOXC12). NCBI's taxonomy places the organism in Eukaryota, Metazoa, Chordata, Lepidosauria, Squamata, Lacertidae. The record is from RefSeq and is a predicted model, not a curated record. Gene Ontology annotation, biological process: regulation of DNA-templated transcription. Gene Ontology annotation, molecular function: DNA-binding transcription factor activity, RNA polymerase II-specific; sequence-specific double-stranded DNA binding.
CAGGCCCGCGGAAAUGGGCGAACAUAAUCUCCUUAAUCCUGGGUUUGUGGGACCGUUGGUGAACAUCCAUACGGGAGACACCUUCUAUUUCCCCAAUUUCCGAGCCUCCGGAGGACAGCUGCCCGGCUUGCCGUCUCUCUCCUACCCAAGAAGGGACAAUGUCUGUUCUUUGCCCUGGGCAUCCUCAGAACCCUGCAACGGAUACCCCCAGCCCUAUCUCAGCAGCCCCGUGUCCAUUAACCCUUCCUUCAGCCGAGCCUGCGACCUAGCUAGAGUGGAAGAGAGCAAGUGCUACUAUAGGGAGGCGUGCUCCGAGAACGCUCCCCUCAAAAGGGAAGAGAGGGUUAGGGACAAUGCCUUGAUGCCUCUCGAAUCGGGGAUCCCCAAUGGAAUGAGCGGCAGUUUCGGCAAAUUUGACUAUCCGGCUCCCGAGGCGGUGCCCCACGAUCCCCCCUCUUGUCAGUCUUUGGAGUCAGACUCCAGCUCCUCCUUACUCAAUGAAGGCAAUAAGGGCGCCACCAGCGAGCCGUCCACAAUGGUUUCCCCUAUCAACCAAGGAAGCAAUCUUUCCGCUGGGGGUGCUCCCUGGUACCCGAUGCACACAAGGUCCCGGAAAAAGCGAAAACCCUAUUCUAAACUACAGCUAGCGGAGCUGGAAGGGGAGUUUAUGGUCAAUGAAUUCAUUACUCGCCAAAGAAGGAGGGAGCUUUCAGAUCGGUUAAACCUGAGUGACCAGCAGGUGAAGAUCUGGUUCCAGAACCGGCGUAUGAAAAAGAAAAGACUCCUCCUGAGAGAGCAAGCCCUUUCCUUCUUUUAAAGUUCAGACAAGUCCGCUAUCGGGUAAAAAAAACAGAGACUCUCCGGCCUCCUUCAUCACAACUGGUGGUACCGGGACUCUUACCUGAUCUGGUUUGAAUAGCCAGUUUAGAUUGUUAUUAUUUUUUCCUUUAAGACAAAACAAACCAACAAAAGUCAGUAUCCUUAAAAAAGAAAAAGAAAGCCAUCAAACAACUGGCGUGUCUACGUUAUAAGUGUGUGAUUGAGAAAGUAUGAGGGGAUGGAAUGCUUCUCUUCCACUUCUGGACCUGUUGGGGAAGAACCAAAUGUGAAUGCGCAGAAAGGAACCCCCCAUUCAUCAAUCAGCGUGGCUUUUCUAAUGUAUGGUUCACAAAGAUUUGUCAGUCAGUGUUGUUGAGUAUGUUCUGAAUGUGAGUCUUGAGCCCGACACUCUCGCUCUUAUUAUCCGUGUGCGAGCAUUCACAGGUAGGGUUUCCCCCUCUAAGCAACAGGGUUCCCUGUUUUGUGUGGGGCAGAGUGAGGGAGGGUCUCGAUUGCCUUGGCUUUGGCUUUGUUCGGUCGGUAACCCGGUCCUCAGCAAGAGAGCAUUCCAGGGAGCAAAGAUACUGUCCUAUAUAUAUCUCGGUUUAGUGUGUUGGGAUUUUUCAUUCUCUGGAGUAAAAGCUUAAGUGGAUGUGGCAUUCACCUUAAAUCAACCGUAACCAUUCUGAUGGAGAAUGGCGAGCCAGUGUUUUAUGUUUGCCAGGGUUUAUUUUCAGGGCACAUUGGGCGGAAAAAAGUUUAGUACCUAGAUAGAGGCUUGUAGCGUAUCUAUCUCGAUAAUAAUAGGGGUGUCCAAUAUUUGGAACUUCGAGGUUCAGCUGGCUGCCCCCGUGCUUGGGGGGGGGAAAAUAUAUGGGUGCUUUACUCGGAUGCUCUUCUGGGGGAAAGUCGAGCUGAGGAUGGAAUUUUGUAGACAUCUACUCCCAAGGCUUUUCCAAUGGCAGGCUGUGCCCACACACACGCUUCUGAGGAUGCCCACUGUACCUAGACCUAGUGUACCUAGUGGGAAUACUUUCAAGUAAACAACGCCUAUGAUUGGGCUGCAAAACACCAAAAAAGGGGGGGACCCACCUCGAGUUAAUGCAAUACCCCAUAAAGUGAGAAAUGAUUUUUCAUGUUAGGGUAUUAUAAAAAUGCAACCUUUUCAGAGGCUACAGCUGCAAUCCUAUACUCCUUGGCAUGCUGGAGUUUAGCAGAGGGGCUUACUUCAGAGUAGACCUGUGUAGAAUUGCGCGUCCCUCUCGCGUCCCUAGUCCAGUCAAGCCGCCUGCAUGAGUCUCCCCUGUCCACCACCCCAUAAGCGGAACAGAACGCUUAACAAUAAUUUCAAAUUGUGUUUUGAUAAUAGCUCCACUGAAGGAGACUUUGUCCCGCUUAUUAUGCUACUGUGUUUAUUGAUGAUCAAGAUGGUGGCGAGGGGCGGUGGGGGGGGGAUGCCCCCUUUUAUACAUUAACUAUAGUGGCAGCCCCUUGGAGCUAAUUAAGCUAUUAAUAGCUUCCCUCCUUCUAAGAUAGAGAGAUCUCUCCUGGCAUUAAAAACGUUUUCUUUAAUGGUGGCUAUUUUCGAAAUGAAUGAGAUGUUUCUCCUCUACCUCCACCAACCCCUCCCCUCUUUUAAUCUUCCUCAUAUUUAGUUAAUUUUUAUUUUUAAUCACGGCAGUUCUCCCUUAAGAAUCAAUAAUUCUCUCUCUCUCUCUCACACACACACACACUCACUCACUCACACACACACACUUAUUUUCAUUCCUGAUUUUUCAUAGGCAGCAGUUGAUGACUCUGAACAUUUAUGGGGUGUGUCGCCUUAUUCCCCCCCCCACUACAGCCACAAAAACACACGCAUUCUGCUUUGGGGGAUAUACGGUAAUUUCUGCCCAACGCAUCUAUUCAUCCGUCUAACUCCCACCCCCACCGCCGGUUCCCCUUUGUACUUUCCGCGGUACAGAACAGCCCCAGAGCAGGCAAGGGGAAACGCAGAGCGGGUUGCCUUGUCGGUCAGCUCCUGCCUCAGACAACCAUUAGAUUUCCUAAUAGCUCUGCCAGGCUUGGGCAUUGCUUAAACUCCCAUUCCUUAAAUUCCCACUCAAUGCGGGGAGGAAGGCGCGCGGGGAGGCGGGAGACAAGGCUUGCUGCAACCGUCAAAGUAAGCCGACAGGAAUCUCUCUCCCUCUCAGCCCGUUAAAUGAUUGACUUGGGAGUAAGUUCCCUUGAUAUUCCUGGUACUUAUUCCAUCGGGGUCCAGGAACCUAUUCUCGUUCUGUUCUGCUGGUUUCCUAAUUGCAUACUUU